This is a messenger RNA of Effrenium voratum, 2051 nucleotides long. The record is from the annotation of a GenBank genome assembly. NCBI's taxonomy places the organism in Eukaryota, Dinophyceae, Suessiales, Symbiodiniaceae.
UCCCUCCAAGCCCUCAGUCCAACUCGAAGGCGCAUGGCGUGAGCAAUGGCAGUGGUGCUGGCGCCGCUGGGGCCGGGCGUGGCUGUAGGCAGAGCGCCAGCAGCGAGCCAUCAGGAGCCCCAGGUGCCUCGGCAGGUGUGCAGCGACCAGGGCGCGCUGAGCUAUGGGGACUGCCGCGGUCUCGAGGCAGACAUGAAGCCGGAUCUCCACUGGCUGCUGGUGACUCGGGAGGACGGGCGCUUCGAGCUGCAGCCGGUGGGCGCGUGGUACAACUUCGAGCGCGCGGGCUUCGACGUGGAAGAGGAAGAGGCCAGUGAGGAGGUGAAAGGCAAGAAGCGCAAGCGGCCGUACCGCAACUUCGGCGAGGAGGGCCUCAAGAAGGAGGCUCUUCUGCGGAGAGAGCAGGACAACCGCUGGAACGGCAUGCUGGAGCGCCGCGCAGUGCGCACCGGCCGCUGGACCGACGCCUCAGGCGGCUCAAGGAUCCGCGCGCAGAUCCUUGGAGACUUCAGCUACACAGGGGACGGCGUUGGCGUGGAGGUGCUUGGCGUUCUGAAGUCCAUCAGCUCGCUGGGCACAAUGCAAUGCCUGAAGGAGCUGGAACAGCUGGAGUCCAUGCCCUGGCAUGAGAAGCAGCAGCUGCAAGCGGAGCUGCGCGCGCGGCCGCAUUGGCUGCAAGAAGCGGUGCAGCAGCUGGCGGAGCCGGGCAUGGAGCAAAACGACGCCGAGCUCAGCAUCCUGUCUGGCGUGGCGCGGGACCGUGCAGAGCAGAAGGCGCAGCGGAAGGCGCGGCACAAGAAGGCCAAGGCACAGAACCAGCACGAGGAUGUGGAGGAUGUGCCUGAGACAGCCAACGCACUGAAGCAGCUAAAGUCUGAGAGAGGUGAGGGCCUUUGGGACUUUGAGGAUGCGGAAGAGUUUUCGGAUGACGAGCAGGAGGAGGAGGAUCGCCGGGAGCCCAUCGAGGGCCAUGCCGUGCUGGCGCCCGAGGAGGUCGAAAGCGACAGCGAUGAAGAAGGUGUUGUGAUGAGCAAGCAUGGUCAGGAACUGGAGGAGCUAAUAAAGAAGCAAGAUCCCAACGACGACGGUGACUCUGAGGAGCGCUCCACCGAGCCCGUGCCGGAACCGGCCCCGCGGGAGGAGGUGCCUUCGGCGCCGCGGGAGAAGGAGCAGAAGGCCAAAGCCAAGGGCAAGAGCAAAGCCAAGGCCAAGGUGAAGCCGCCAAAGGAGCCACGGGAGCCAAAGCCACAAGAGCCAAAGAAGCCAAAGAAGCAAAAGGAGCCAAAGGAGCCACAGGAGCCAAAGGAGCCAAAGGAGCCACAGGAGCCACAGGAGCCAAAGGAGUCACAGGAGCCAAAGGAGUCACAGGAGCCACAGGAGCCACAGGAGCCAAAGGAGCCACAGGAGCCAAAGGAAAGGAGGGAGCCGAAGCAUGAGCCAAUGGAGCCUUUGAAAGCGCCAAAGACGGAGGCCACGAAAGAGCCUGAGCUGACGGAAGAGGAGCUCAGGCAUAAGGCGGUGAGCUUCUUGCGACACAAGGGCGGCUCUAGUUACCUCAGCCUCGUGUCGGCCGCGCUGGGCCUGAAGAGCGCCAAGUCAGCGCUGGCGCAGAAAGCGGUAGCUGCGCUGCGCGAGGUCGCUUACACCGACAAAAUGCCGGGGGAGGCGAAGGUGGCAAUUCUGCUCAAGGCGGAAUACUGGGGCCACGUGGCUGAAGGGCCUGCUGCGCCCGACUUGGCAGAGAAGAGGCCGUGGGCGUACCUGGAUGGCUCAGGGCAGGUGGUGCAGCGCCGGGACCAGGCGGCGCGCGCCACCGGGGCCAACGGAGUGGACUAUUUUCGGGCCCAGCUCCUGAGCGGCCCCAAGUCGUCCUGCUGGCUGCCGGCUUGCAAAGCUGCGCACUCGUGACGUGCGCGACAUUUUGAGUUCAUUAGUUGACAGGCUGCCUAGAAAAUCUGCCGGCAAGUGGCUCGGCAAGGUUCAUGCAGCCUGCUAAACGUAGGAAGGGCCAGGCGCGACCUGAGGUGCCGGCUCCGAGGCAAACUUGUUCG